CUGAAGAUCGUUGUUCGACUGCGCAUUCGGAGUAUUAUAUUACUUUCUUCAUUUUGUACCGAGGCCAAAGUUCAGAUUUGCACAGGUCUAAGGUCGCUCAGUAGGCUAGUUUCCGAUCGUCGAUCUUCGUUUCUCAAUCAUGGCUGACGAAUUCCGCGUAACAUCGACCGCCUUCGGCAAUGACGGUCGAAUUCCUCGCAAGCACACCGCCGACGGUGCCGGAGCGCAGCAUGAUAUGUCUCCGCCCCUCCAAUGGCACAAUGUGCCCGAAGAAACCGAGAGUCUGGCUAUCAUAUGCGAGGAUGUCUCUGAGUCUCCUGACAGCACGGUCCCAUUCGUCCACUGGGUGGUAGUGAACAUCCCUCCUACUCUGAAAGGGUUACCACAAGGAUUCCAUCACAAGGAUGUAGAAGGACAGAAAGAAUAUGGAGACAUCCAAGAGGGCGUGAAUGACUUCAAGGUACCUGGGUACAGAGGCCCCAGCCCUCCCACAGGCGAACAGAGAAUUGAGUUUAGAGUGUACGCACUCGACAGCAAAAUGAAUCUCGGCAAAAAGGCGACGAAAGAAAAGUUGGUGGAAGCUAUGGAGGGACAUAUUUUGGCUGAGACUAUGCUGGUGGGUCAUUACGCUGGAAAUGAGAAAGAUGAUAAGGGAGGAUUUACGUCAGCAAGAGGACCUAUGGAUGGACAAUCACUUUACAACAACCUUCAGUAGGUAGGACAUGAGCAGUGCGUUCGAAAUUUAAAUUUCGCUUGCACAUUUUUCACACUACAUUUUGCCCACUCCGAUUUGUACAAUUGCGAGUUUAGUUACCUGAUGUCGAAAAACAGUAGUCAUCCUUUUGAACGAUUUGUUCACCUAUAAAAUGUUUCGAACUGCAGAUGUACAAAACCGAGUUAGAUUUCUUGCCUGAGAAGAAAAUGCCGCACGGAAGAAAAUUUGUGUAUAGAGUAGCUUGAAAUAAAAUUAUGUCACGAAUUUG
Molecule: messenger RNA, 983 nt
Organism: Marchantia polymorpha subsp. ruderalis
Lineage: Eukaryota; Viridiplantae; Streptophyta; Marchantiopsida; Marchantiales; Marchantiaceae
Source: the annotation of a GenBank genome assembly